ACACGGAAAUGCAUCCUCCCCUCCCUCGUUCGGUAGACGUGAGUCGGGACCCAUCCAGCAAGAUCGUAUGUUCAACACUCUAAAAGGGAAGAAGGCUGCUAAAAUGUUGUAUGUGGAGACCACUCCAUUCCAUGUCUCAUGCAAGUAGCAACCAUGGAAGAAACCAUGAUGUCUUCUACCCCAAGGAAGCGCCCAAAACUCAAACCCAAACCCAAUGUUAAACCUUCUCCUCCUCCUUCAGAUUCUUCGCUGAAGUCUCUGAUCGAACCCCCACACAAUUUAUUCCCUUCGAGGGGCGAGUUCCUGAGGCUCACGGCGGUGCUCGGCAUCGCAACCUUCGUCGCUUUAGCCUCCAACUUCUUGGCCACCAGUUUCAUCAAUCGCCAACCCAAGCCCUUCUGCGAUAAUCGCGACUUAGACUCCCCUGAUUCAGUCUCCGAUUUCUGUGAGCCUUGUCCAAGUAAUGGAGAAUGUUAUCAAGGCAAGUUGGAAUGUGUUCGUGGUUAUAGAAAGCAUGGGAGGUUAUGUGUAGAAGAUGGAGAUAUUAAUGAAACAGCUAAGAAACUUUCAGAGUGGAUAGAAAUCCGUCUUUGUGAAGCACACGCUCAAUUUUUGUGUGAUGGAAUUGAAACAGUUUGGGUAAGAGAGGAUGAUUUAUGGAAAGAAUUAAAUGGACACGAGCUGAUGAAAAAUCUUGUCCUGGACAAUGCUACCUACAUGUAUACAAAACAAAGGGCAAUGGAUGCUGUUGGCAGAUUGUUGGAGACAAGGACCAAUCUUCAUGGAGCAGAGCACAAGCCAUUUUCUUGUCGCAUUCGUCAGUGGUUCUCUGAGCACAUUCUUAUCAUUUUUCCAGUUUGUGCACUGGUUGUUGGAUGCACAUUGUUGCUUCUGAAAGUCCUUCGUAGACGAUAUCUAUCAAGCAGAGCUGAAGAGCUAUACCACCAGGUUUGUGAAGUACUUGAGGAAAAUGCAUUGAUGUCAAAGAGAGUAAAUGGAGAAUGUGAUCCUUGGGUUGUUGCUUCUAGGUUACGAGAUCAUCUUCUUUUGCCAAGAGAGAGGAAGGACCCUGUGCUAUGGAAAAAGGUAGAAGAAUUGGUUCAGGAAGAUUCUCGAGUAGAUCGUUAUCCAAAGCUGGUGAAGGCUGAAUCAAAAGUAGUCUGGGAAUGGCAAGUUGAAGGCUCUUUAAGCUCUGCAAGGAUGAGAAAAAAGGUAGAGGCAAGCAAACUGAAGUCCAAUGAGGGAAUUUACAUAAAUUCUGACCAACGACGCCACACAUUGAAGGCUGCUGGAAUGAUAUGUUGUACCACAAAUUUCAUGCAGAGCCGAAGGCGCUGAUUUUUUGAUGUGGGCUUCGGGUUCUCUCCCCACCGAAUGCUGAAACAACUAGGACCCAACCAAGGUCUUUUGUAAUUUCAAGUCAAGCUCUUUGUUUUGUACUUUAUAUGGGGAUUGAACAAGAUGUCUCACCGAUGGAAAUGUUGGGACCUUCUAUUGGAAGAAUAUAGAAAUUGUAUCAUGUUUAGAGGUAAUUUCAGGAGGUCCAGUUAUGUCUUGUACAUCUGUGCUCUGUUUGGCCCUUUGAAUAACGAUUGAAUACAAGUUUAGAUCUGUUUUCGUGGGCUUA
Juglans regia (Persian walnut) is the source of this 1627-nucleotide messenger RNA. RefSeq lists its product as uncharacterized. Bases 139 to 1338 code for a protein of 399 amino acids. Gene Ontology annotation, molecular function: chromatin binding. The transcript is spliced from 10 exons. Gene Ontology annotation, cellular component: nuclear inner membrane. The record is from RefSeq and is a predicted model, not a curated record. Lineage: Eukaryota; Viridiplantae; Streptophyta; Magnoliopsida; Fagales; Juglandaceae.